Messenger RNA from Danaus chrysippus (African queen), 459 nucleotides. The record is from the annotation of a GenBank genome assembly. Lineage: Eukaryota; Metazoa; Arthropoda; Insecta; Lepidoptera; Nymphalidae.
AUGAAUACGUUCGGGGUUAUUUUUUCAAUCUUCCUUGUUGUGAACGUUUGUGAACUGAAAUUUGUGAAAGAAAACGUUCAUUCGGAAUCACUCACGUCAAAUGAGAUCACUUUGGAGAGUUCGAGAACAAAACAAGAAAUCCUAGGAGGAGUAACAGAAUGUGAUCCAAAUGACAGCCAAUAUAUGAAUCUAGCAGAGGAAUCAUUAUCCAAGUACAUGCAGGACGCUGGCUUAGCGAAAAACUAUCGCGUUUUAAAAGUCAAUAAAGUUACGGAGCAAGUUGUUGAGGGUACUUUGACAAAUAUUGAAUUUGUCGCAGGACCUUGUUUUGAGGACGGAGUGGUGCCAAAUUCGGAUAAAUGUGACGUUUUAGACAAUAAUAACAGCAUACAAUGCAAUUCCGAAGUAUGGGACAGACCCUGGAUGAACUCCAAAAUCAUUGAAAUCCAGUGUGCUUAA